Messenger RNA from Aquila chrysaetos chrysaetos, 3170 nucleotides. Its product is annotated as protocadherin gamma-A10-like. Gene Ontology annotation, cellular component: plasma membrane. Gene Ontology annotation, molecular function: calcium ion binding. NCBI's taxonomy places the organism in Eukaryota, Metazoa, Chordata, Aves, Accipitriformes, Accipitridae. Gene Ontology annotation, biological process: homophilic cell-cell adhesion. The record is from RefSeq and is a predicted model, not a curated record.
CGAACUAAUGGGAUGAGGCUCGUAAUCACCUGCAUGUGAGACGAAGAGACAUUCUUUUACUUGGCACGUCUCGGCGUUAGCAAGUGAUUUUUCCCGUGCGGUUGAAGCAGCGCGGCCGCGGGAGGCCCCUGCCUUCCUCCUGGUCGUGAUCGCCUCGAGGGUCGAAGGAGAGAAGGGCUGGCGAAAAGCCAGCGCAGGAGAUGACCGCGGGACGGGCCCCGCUGUCCCCGUGGCGACGGUGCCGUCCCCGCCCGCUGCCCGCGGGAAAGGCAGGGCGGGCAGCGCUCGGCAGCGCUCGGUGCCUGCAGUGCCGGGAGGAGGCUGCGGGCGCCGCUGUUGACCGAGGAGGAGCGAGAGGAAGGCCGGAGCGCUGCCGGCAGCCCCGCCCGCUGCGGCCCGGCCGCUCGCUGGCUGGCUGGCUGGCUGGCUCGGCGGCCGGGCGGUCUGCGAGCGUCCCCGCGGUGCGGAGCCGUGCUGCAGCGAGGCGGAGGGGCCGGCGGCAGCGGCCGGGAGCGGCGAGCCGGGGCCGAGCCUUAGAGGGAAGCGGAGCCCGAGCCGGAGCGUCUGCGAGGAGCGUGCGGCGGCGGUGCGGGUCCGGCGGGGCCGCGGCGGAGAUGUGCGCGGCGGGGAGGCGCUGGGGCCGGCGGGAGCGAGCCCUGCUGUGGUGCGUCCUGGUGGCGGCGUGGGAGGCGGCGUGGGGGCAGCUGCGCUACUCGGUUCCCGAGGAGAUGCCGAAGGGCUCGUUCGUGGGCGACGUGGCCAAGGACCUGGGGCUGGAGCUGCCGGCGCUCCGCGACGGCGGCGUCCGCGUUGUCUCCGAGGGGAGGACGCAGUAUUUCGCUCUGCACGGCAAGACGGGGCAUUUGGUGACGGCGGAGAGGAUAGACAGAGAGCAGCUGUGCCGGCUGGUGGAGAAAUGCGUGCUGCGCUGUGAGGUGAUUGCGGAGGGGGAAAUGCAGGUUUACGGCAUCGAAGUGGAAAUCACGGACAUUAACGACAACGCGCCCAGUUUCCGAGAGUCGCAAAAAGAACUGAGAAUGAGCGAGACGACAGCGCUGGGGUCGCGUUUUCCCCUGGCCGAGGCCCACGACCCGGACUCGGGACGGAAUUCGCUGCAGAGCUACGAGCUGAGCGGCGACGAGCACUUCUCGCUGGCCGUGCAGGCGGGCCCCGGCGGGGAUCAGCGUCCCGAGCUGGUGCUGGCGAAGGCGCUGGACCGGGAGGAGGCGGCGUUUCACGAGCUGGUGCUGAGGGCGAGCGACGGCGGAGAGCCGGCGCGGACGGGCACGGCGCGGAUCCGCGUGGCGGUGCUGGACGCGAACGACAACGCGCCCGUGUUCAGCCAGGCGGAGUACACGCUGCGUGUGCCGGAGGACGUGCCCGUCGGCUCCACCCUCGUCACCGUCACGGCCACCGACGCCGACGAGGGCAUCUACGGGCGAGUGAAAUACAGUUUCCAUAAAAUUUCAGAAAGCUCGUCGGAACUUUUUUAUCUGGACUCUCAGACAGGACAAAUAUCCCUUAAGGAAGAUUUGGACUUUGAGGAAAUCUCCUCACAUAAACUGGAGGUGCAGGCACAUGACGGAGGAGAGCUUUUCGACACGGCUAAAGUCGCGAUCACGGUGACAGACGUGAACGACAACGCGCCCGAACUGACAGUGUCGUCGUCGCUGAGCGCGAUCUCGGAGGACGCGCCGCCGGGGACGGUGGUGGCCCUGCUGCACGUGCAGGACCGGGACUCGGGGGCGAACGGCGAGGUGCGGUGCAGCAUCGCCGAGCGGCUCCCGUUCCGGCUGGAGAAGUCCUUUGAGGACUACUACCGCGUGGUGACGGCGAGGGAGCUGGACCGGGAGGAGGUGGCGGAGUACAACGUGACGGUGCGGGCGGCGGACGGCGGGUCGCCGGCGCUGUGGAGCAGCGCGGUGCUGGCGCUGCGGGUGCUGGACGUGAACGACAACGCGCCGGUGUUCGCGGAGGCGCGCUACAGCGCCCGGCUGCCCGAGAACAACGCGGCGGGCGCGCUGGUGCUGACGGUGCGGGCGGCGGACGCGGACUGGGGGCAGAACGCGCGCGUGCGGUACCGGCUGUCGGAGGGGCGGGUGCGGGGCGCGCCGCUCUCGUCCUACGUGUCGGUGCAGGCGGAGACGGGCGCGCUGUACGCGCUGCGCUCCUUCGACUACGAGGAGGUGCGCGAGGUGGGGCUGUGGGUGCGGGCGGAGGACGGCGGCGCGCCGGCGCUGAGCAGCAACGUGUCGGUGCGGCUCGUGAUCGUGGACGAGAACGACAACGCGCCGCAGGUGCUGUACCCGCCGCCGGCGCCGGCGCCGGGCGCGGGCUGGGCGGGCGUGGAGCUGGCGCCGCGCUCGGCGGAGCCCGGGGCGCUGGUGGCCAAGGUGGUGGCGGUGGACGCGGACGCGGGGCAGAACGCGUGGCUGUCGUACGAGCUGGCCAAGGCGACGGAGCCGGGGCUGUUCCGCGUGGGGCUGCACAGCGGCGAGGUGCGGACGGCGCGCUUCCCGCUGGCCCGCGACGCGGCGCGGCAGAGCCUGGUGGUGGUGGUGAAGGACCACGGGCGGCCGGCGCUGUCGGCCACGGCCACGCUGACGGUGGUGCUGGCCGAGAGCGUGGCCGAGCUGCUGUCGGAGCUGGGCAGCGCGGCGGCGGCGGCGCCGGGCGAGCCGGCCGGCAGCCUGACGCGGUGGCUGGUGGUGGCCGUGGCGGCCGUGUCCUGCCUCUUCCUCGCCUUCCUGCUGCUGCUGCUGGCGCUGCGCCUGCGGCGCUGGCGCCGCUCGCAGCUGCUGGCGGCGGGCAGCGGCGCCUUGCGCGGCGUCCCGGCCUCGCACUUCGUGGGCAUCGACGGCGUCCGCGCCUUCCUGCACUCCUACUCGCACGAGGUGUCGCUCACCGCCGACUCGCGCAAGAGCCAGCUCCGCUUGUCGGGCGGCAGCUGCUGCGACACCCUCCCGGCCCGGCCGCCGCCCGACGAGCCCGCGCCGCUGCUCGGGGAGGACCCUGCCGGCGCCCGCCGCGCGGACCCCGCCGCUCCCCCGGUGAGUUCCUCCCACCAGCCCUUCCCCGCGGCGCGGCGCGGCGCGGCGCGAUGCUUCCCUCCGCUGCUUCUCCGCCCUUUCCCCCCGACUUCUGUCUCCUGCCUCGGGGGGUGGAGGUAG